AUGCGGCCAUGGAAAUUGACGGGGGGCGCCCGGGCCUGGCCUGGCCGGUGCCAGCUGCCCCUCCUGCUGGCGCUGCUGCUGGCGCUGCUGCCCGCCGCCUCCUGCGAUGCCCGCCGGCCGCGGGCCGCUAACUCCACCGCUAACUCCACCGCGGCGGCGGGCGGGCGGCACGUGCGCAGCUACACGCAUCUCCAGGGAGACGUGCGGUGGCGCAAGCUCUUCUCCUUCCAGAAGUUCUUUCUCAGGAUUGAUAAAAAUGGGAAAGUCAACGGCACCAAGAGCAGAGACGACCCCUUCAGUGUGCUGGAGAUCAAAUCGGUUGCCGUGGGGAUCGUGGCCAUCAGGGGGCUCACCAGCAACUACUACCUGGCGAUCAGCAAGAGGGGGGAGGUGUAUGGAGCGAGAGACUACGGCGUGGACUGCGAGCUGAAGGAGCGCAUCGAGGAGAACGGCUACAACACCUACGCCUCGGCGGCCUGGAAGAACGGGAAGAAGCAGAUGUUCGUGGGGCUGAGCGCCAAGGGGAAGCCGCUGAGGGGGAAGAAGACCAGGCGGAAGCACAACGCCACGCACUUCCUGCCCAUCGUGGUGUAGCCACUGACCCUCACCCCCCCCCCGACCCCCCCGACACCCCCUCCCCCCCCUCGACCCCACCCCCCGCGCUGGGUCUGCCGGGACCGUUUUACUGCACUGAAGAAGGACGAUUUCCAAAGACGCUAAGGCAAAAAAAAAAAAUUUAUAAAAUACAUUCACAAAAAGGACAUCUGUUCUAGAAGGAAAAGCACUAUUUACAGGAAGAGCCUGAACUCAAGUGGCACGCUAAGUGUCUCGCAGUACGUGCAUUUUUGGGAUGUUUGUUUUUUUGUUUUUUUUGUGAGUUGUGCGCACGGGACUAAAUAGGAAGCCCUUUCUCUGUGCCAAACUGGUUUAAAAUGGCUGAUCGUUUAAAAAAAAAGGAGGAUGACACAGGAAAUGUAAAGGAAACAUGUUUCCUACAUUAGGCUACUUAAAUGUCACGUCAGAGUGAGCUGACAGGGCAGGACUGAGGCCGUGGGGGUUUGUGUGCAUGUGCAUUUGCGUGUGAUCGUAGGACGAAGGUAUUUAUGACGUACGAGCUCAUUUCAAAAGACUUUAAAUGCACACCACUGAAGUCCCAGGCCCGCCUGCUGAAGACGCAAACUCGCCGGAGGAACUCUGGGCACGGAGGAGUCCUCUGCACAGAGUAACCGCCGAAUAACUGGCAUACGGAGUCACAGCAUCGUAUUCAUCCACUGCUUAUCCGGACUGCUCGCUAAUAAAUUAUUUAUUUUAUGUAAUAUUUAAAAGGGAAAAAAUAAUACAAAGUGGUCAAUUUUAUUUUCAUUCUUCUAAAGUUCUUCUUACACUUUUCAAAUACUUUCUUUGAGACACGAAUAAAUUCUCUUCCCUAUC
Molecule: messenger RNA, 1431 nt
Organism: Anguilla anguilla (European eel)
Lineage: Eukaryota; Metazoa; Chordata; Actinopteri; Anguilliformes; Anguillidae
Gene: fgf10b
Product: fibroblast growth factor 10b
Exons: 3
Coding region: 1-594 (197 amino acids)
Biological process (GO): positive regulation of epithelial cell proliferation; cell differentiation; positive regulation of protein phosphorylation
Cellular component (GO): cytoplasm
Molecular function (GO): type 2 fibroblast growth factor receptor binding; growth factor activity; chemoattractant activity
Source: RefSeq, a predicted model, not a curated record